Messenger RNA from Cygnus olor (mute swan), 927 nucleotides. RefSeq names its product small nuclear ribonucleoprotein E-like. Gene Ontology annotation, biological process: spliceosomal snRNP assembly; mRNA splicing, via spliceosome. NCBI's taxonomy places the organism in Eukaryota, Metazoa, Chordata, Aves, Anseriformes, Anatidae. The coding region runs from base 240 to 557 and encodes 105 amino acids. Gene Ontology annotation, cellular component: U4 snRNP; U2 snRNP; U5 snRNP. The record is from RefSeq and is a predicted model, not a curated record. The transcript is spliced from 5 exons.
AUAUUUGUAUUUUAUUUAAGGCUGUCUUGCCCCCCUCCCCCCCCAGCCUCUCUGCUCGCCAAUAAACCUGGCGCAGGGACACCUGCCUGCGACCAUAGAGACGUGGUCCUCCCGGCCUGCUAGAGCGGCCCCCCGCGGUCCUCCAGCAUCCCAGCGUCCUUUGCGCACUCCCGCCCGGCCUCAGCGGCUUCCGGUGGCGGCAGAGCAGGGGCGACGGGAGCAGCGAGGGGGCGGCAGCCAUGGCGUACCGCGGGCAGGGCCAGAAGGUGCAGAAGGUGAUGGUGCAGCCCAUCAACCUCAUCUUCCGCUACCUGCAGAAGAGGUCGAGGAUCCAGGUGUGGCUUUACAAGCAAGUAAACAUGCGGAUAGAAGGCUGCAUCAUUGGCUUUGACGAGUACAUGAAUUUGGUGUUGGAUGACGCAGAGGAGAUUCACUCCAAGACAAAAUCAAGGAAACAGCUGGGUGUGUCGUGUGUCUGUGCAACCCGAGUGAUGCGCGGUCUGAAACCUGCCCGGGUGAGCCUUCUAGAUAGCAGCACUGAGAGGUACCAAACGUGAUGGGCAAAACCCUGCUCAACCACACGAAAUACUUUCUGAAAACACGAGAUUAUUCUCAGGUUCUGGGCUCUCUCUAAUCCCCUCUUUCCCUUCUCUGUGCUGCAGGCCGGAUCACGUUAAAAGGGGACAACAUCACUCUUCUACAGAGCGUUUCUAACUAGAAUCUGCCAUCCUUAGAACAAAGGUGGCUGCCGUGCUGCGGAGUGACUGAGUGCCAGGGGAACGUGGCCCGCUGGUAGAUAGGAAGUUAUUUGUAACUGGGGUUGCAUGCUGAGGUCAAAAGUCCUUCCUUUGUGGGAGCGAGUUUUUUGUAGCUUGAAACAAUACGUGAUGUAUUUCACAAAUAAACAUUUUUCACAUUAACUGUAAA